GGCCUAACUAAGAAGCAUAGGUUGACUGUGGACACAGCGUUUCAGGUGCUGGUUAGAAAGCUGUGGUUUAAUGAACAUGGAAUCAUUAGGGUGCAAAUUUACUUGGUGCAGACUCAGGAAUGGCAAAGUGGUUUUACGUGAGAGGUUAGACCGUGUGCUCUUUAACUCAGGUGCACAAAUCCUCUUGCAGGGGGCCAAAGUUUUUACUCUGCCGCGUAUUCAUAGUGACCAUCAUCCUAUACUACUUGAUUUGGACACAGCAGCUUCCCAAAUCCCUGUUAACAAACCUUUACGCUUUGAGGCGGCUUGGUUAUCAAGAGAUGAGUUCCGAUCAGUUUUUCACGAGGCCUGGAGUCAACAUGCUAGCCAGCUACCAAUGGCCAUUCACCACACCAAAGAGGCUUGUAACUCGUGGGGCAAGUCUGUUUUUGGAAACAUUUUCAAGAAGAAGCGACUGUUGCGAGCUAGGAUUACAGGAAUUCAGAACUCUCCUCGUUAUUAUUCUUCUUCGCAGUUACAAGCUUUGGAGCAAGAGCUACUUGAUGAAUAUCAACAAAUUCUAUAUGAAGAGGAAUUGCUUUGGUUCCAAAAAUCGAGGGUGGAUUGGAUUGCAUCUGGUGAUAGGAAUACUUCUUUUUAUCACUUAUCUACCAUGGUGAGACGUAGCAAGAACAAAAUUGGGGCGCUAAAGAUAGGAGGAGAAUGGAACAUGGACCCUGACGCUCUAAAAUCUCAUGUAAGAAAUUUCUCCAUGGAGCUGUUCAUUAGCAAGGACACAGCCCCCUCCUCGGAAGAUCUCUUUGCUUUUCAGCAUACUAUACCUAUAGAGCAGCAUUCGUUAUUGAUACAGCCAGCCACAUUAAAGGAAGUUCGAGCUGCUCUAUUUUCGAUGAAAGGAUUGAAAAGCCCAAGACCAGAUGGUAUACAGGCACUUUUCUACCAACAUCACUGGGAUACGGUGUCUAGAACCUUCCUAGAUUUUGUGAACCAAGCUCUAUUGGAGGGAUGUUUUGAUCCAGUUCUACCCAGAGCAUAUGUGGCAUUGAUCCCCAAAGAAGACUCGCCAGAUGUCAUUCAAAAGUUUAGGCCUAUAAGCCUUUUGAAUGUUGCAUAUAAGGUGCUAUCAAAAUUGAUCGUCAAUAGGCUCCGCCCUCAUCUUCAGAAGAUCGUUGGACCCCACCAGAGUAGCUUUUUAGCUGGCAGAAGUACAGUUGACAAUAUUAUCUUGACCCAAGAAGCAGUUCAUUCCAUGAAACGGUUGAAGGGUAGGAGAGGUGCCAUGGUACUUAAAAUUGAUCUACAUAAGGCUUUUGACAGUAUUGAUUGGGGAUUCUUAAGACAGGUUCUUACUAACUUCAACGUUCCUCAACAGCUUAUUAAUCUUAUCAUGUUCGCCGUGACCUCUGUCCAGCUGGAGAUUCUGUGGAAUGGUGAACCACUACCUUCAUUUCGUCCCAUGAGGGGGCUAAGACAAGGAGACCCGUUAUCACCGUAUCUUUUUAUUCUAGUGAUGGAGAAGCUAGCCCACAUGAUCCAGAGAAGAGUAUUUACCAAGGACUGGAAACCUUAUAAGUUGUCUCGUGGGGGUAUUGCCCUUUCUCAUCUUUUUUAUGCUGAUGAUUUAAUGCUUUUUGCGCAAGCUUCAGGAGACCAGUUGCGUAUCAUUAUGGAUUGCCUAGACAGAUUUGCCAAAAGCUCGGGUUUGACCCUAAAUUUACAGAAGUCCAAGCUAUUUUUAUCACCUAAUUUGCAGUCGGCAGUCGCGAGUGCCCUAAGCGCAGCAUGUGGUAUUCCACUCACCUCUGACUUAGGCACUUAUUUGGGCAUCCCGAUCACCCACGGUCGUCAUUCACAUAAGAACUAUAGGUAUAUCUUAGAGAAGAUGCAACGAAAGUUGGCUGGCUGGAAGAGCUCUAACUUAAGUUUGGCAGGGCGUAAGGUUUUAAUUCAGUCAGUAACAGCUGCGAUCCCGGCUUAUACUAUGCAAUCAACCUUGCUGCCCAACGCUACUUGUGAGGCCAUUGACAAACUAAAUAGGAACUUUUUAUGGGGCACUGACCAAGGUGCCCAUAAACUGCAUCUUGUUAAUUGGGAGGAGGUUUGCACAGAGAAACAAUAUGGUGGGCUUGGUUUACAAGCUGCAAGGGAUAAUAACAAAGCUUUUGUUGCAAAGCUUGGUUGGAGGAUUAUUAAAGGUGAUAAUGCUUUAUGGUGCAAAGCCAUGCGAGACAAAUAUCUCCGUGGCUCUAAGCUCCUAGAAGCUAGGGGGACCCGAGGCUCAUCCUUUCUGUGGCGCGGAGUUUUACAAUGUUGUUCUGUGUUACAGCUUGGAAUUAAAUGGCGGAUAGGAUCUGGGGAAUCAGUUAAUUUUUGGACAGAUACUUGGGCUAGUCAUAAGCCUCUUCUUAAUGCUAGUAACGCAGGGGUGUCUCCCAAUCUCCUUUCCAUGACAGUAGCUGAUGCAAUCACCCUGGACAAGGAGUGGAAUCUGAACACCUUGUAUAGCUUAGUCUCGGAGGAAGCAGUUGAGAUUAUUAGAGCAAUCCCUCUAUCCAAAAACUUGCAAACUCCGGAUAGUAUUUUUUGGGAUGGCACAACAGAUGGCUCCUUUACAGUUAAAUCUGCCUACCAUCUCAUUCAGGCCAUGAAAGCUGGUGAAGGAAGAGUGCUUACAAACGCGGUCCGAUUUGAACGCCACAUCGCUGCAUCUCCUGUCUGUCCAAGGUGUGAUUGUUCUGUGGAAACGCAACUCCAUCUGCUAAGGGACUGUUACUUUGCUAAGAUAAUCUGGGGCCUUCUUGGUUUUGCAAGACCGGCUUUCUUUUCACUACCGUUUUCUGAGUGGCUCAAAAACUGCUCAGUGCAGUUUCGAACUCCUUCCAACUCCAGCCGACCUAAGGCGGCUUUGUUCCUCUCAGCGAUUUGGUUCCUUUGGAAGGACAGAAAUGCCCUUGUAUUCAGAGCUGUUAGAUCAAGACCACAGGAUCUAUGUUCUACGAUUAUACAACAUGCUAAUUAUACAGAACUAGCGAAGAAUCCUCUGUGCCAUGCAAAGCCGCAACUACCACGCUGGAUUUGUUGGAUACCACCUGCGGAGGGCUUUUGCAAGUUGAAUUCGGAUGGAUCCUAUAGCAGUGUUGAGAAAGCUGCUAGCGCCGGCGGCCUAAUUCGGGAUUCCUUAGGGAAUUGGCUCAUAGGAUUCACAGUCAAUAUUGGGCAUGCUUCUAUCUUUACAGCUGAGCUUUGGGGAAUGAGAGCAGGACUACGUUUAUGCCGUGAGCUGGGGUUCACUAGAGUGAUUGCUGAGAUGGAUUCUCUUAUGGCUGUUCGGUUUGUCAAUGAGAGAAGAGAGCCAGAUAAUCUAGCUGCUGCACUCCUGUCAGAUAUUAGGGACUUGAUGGCACAGUUUGAAUCUUGCAUGUUGCAACACGUCUUACGGGAAGGGAAUGCUGCAGCUGAUUUUCUUGCUUCCCUUGGACACACAUCACCCCCAGGCUUAAGUAUCUUAGACUCACCACCGACUGCUAUUCGACCUAUCCUUUUAGGGGAUCAGAUGGGGGCUAGUUUCCUCAGACUCUAGUUUUGCUGUUUCUUGGCUUUCUCACUGAUGUACCAAAAAAAGAAGCAUAGGUUGAUGUUGGAAGAGAAAAUAUGUAAAUAAAAAUAUUAAUUUUUUUAAUGGUGUUAUCUUUAUUAGUUUUCAAAUAAAAAUGUUAAUUCUCA
This is a messenger RNA of Rubroshorea leprosula, 3723 nucleotides long. The record is from the annotation of a GenBank genome assembly. Lineage: Eukaryota; Viridiplantae; Streptophyta; Magnoliopsida; Malvales; Dipterocarpaceae.